AUGGUGCUUGGCGGGAUUUCGCAAUUCUUCGCUGAUCCCAAAUUCCGGAACAUAAUCAUCGGCAUUUACGUUAUUCUAUUCGGGUUAGCCACCGGUGCCCUCGAACUCGUCCCGAAUGUCCCAACGCAGAUUACUAGACACACCUCCUUCAUGUUCUCGUUUAUCGGAAGAGGAAUCUUCUACAUCUUUGUUGGCUGCAUUAUCCUGGAGCACCACGUUUUGCGCAUCAUCGCUGGCUCGAUCGUUGGAAUUGUGGGCGUGGCCUAUGUCGCGCUUGAGUACAUCCCCUCAAUUGAACCUCCUCAGAACAUGCGAGAGGCAGAACCUGCAUGGGGUGCGGAGCAGAUCUAA
Molecule: messenger RNA, 351 nt
Organism: Coccidioides posadasii C735 delta SOWgp
Lineage: Eukaryota; Fungi; Ascomycota; Eurotiomycetes; Onygenales; Onygenaceae
Gene: TVP15
Product: Late Golgi vesicles protein
Biological process (GO): vesicle-mediated transport
Cellular component (GO): Golgi membrane
Source: RefSeq, a predicted model, not a curated record